AUGAUAUCGGCGAAGGAAAUAGACACCGGGAAAGAGGGGAAUGGAAGGGGAAAGAGUGAGAAGGAAGGCGAUCGGAAGGGGACGGCGAUGCUCGAGCGCAACGAAGAGGGGAGAGCGCUGGAAUGUAACGAUUCGGUGUAUGAGUGGGCAGCGGAGUUUGAGGACGGAUCGGCCGGGGGGAUGAGUGGGGGAGAGGGAGUUCAGGCGAAGAGAAGAGAUAGGAGGAUGAAUUCUGAGCGGUGGAAAAGAGCGACGGCAGGGGGGAGAAAUGAGUCACCACUUUGGAAGGCCUGGCAGAAGAAGAGAGAGGAGGAAAGAGAGAGCGAGACAGAGGAUAACGCAAGUGAGAGCGGAAAAAGAGGAAGACAAGAUGACGAGGAGUGUGAAGAGAGUGGCAAAAGGAGGAAAGAGGACAGCGAGAGAGCAGAUAGAGAGAGACUGAAGAGAAUAGAGGAGAUGUUACUGAGUUUCAGGGAAGAUACUGUCAGGGCACUGAAAAAGGCGAAGGAAGAGGGAGAGGGAAUUAGAGGAGAGAUAAUGGUAAUGAAUGAGAAAUGGGAGAAGUGGGAGAAUAAAUGGGAGGAGGAAAAAAGGCGAAUGCAAGAAGGGUUAAUGCAUAUAGGAGAGACAGUCAUAGAAAUGAGGAAGGAACAAAAGACCGAUAUAGCCCAAGCGAAUGUCAGACUCACACGGUUGGAGGAAAAGGUGAGUAGGAUGGAUGACCUGGAGGAGUUGGUAAAGGGAUUGAGGAUGGGAGGAGAAAAGAGUAGCGGGAGUGCAGUGAGUGCAGGGAAGGCAAGUAAAGAAAACGAGCAGCUGAAGAGAAGAGUGUGGGAUCUGGAGUGGAAAGCGGAAAAGAAAGAAAGGAAGAGAAGAAAGAAGAAUUUGAUCGUGAGGAAAAUUCAGCUAGGGAAGGGGGAUGGACGAGAGGAAGUGGCAAAAUUACUCACAGAGGUCAUGCAAGUGCAGGCCCCUUGUCAAAGGGGUUAA
Molecule: messenger RNA, 990 nt
Organism: Diachasmimorpha longicaudata
Lineage: Eukaryota; Metazoa; Arthropoda; Insecta; Hymenoptera; Braconidae
Product: golgin subfamily A member 6-like protein 2
Exons: 1
Coding region: 1-990 (329 amino acids)
Source: RefSeq, a predicted model, not a curated record